UACCGUUCCGUCGUCGACCGUUCGCGCACGCCGCUUCGCUCGCGCGCUUCGCGUCAUUUAAACACGUGCCGUUUUGUUCAUUUGCGUGCGAAUAAUUAUUCGCAGUUUCCUCCGCGCGUGAAAAAAAAAAAAAAAACAACUUUAACCCGGGAUUUUUAUUCGCGGGGGCAGCGAAAAAAACGCGAGUCGUUAGAGGUGAUACGAGAAUAAUCGUUGCGAACAACGACGAAGUUUAUUUUCUCAAUGACUUGCGCGCGCUGACGGUUAUUAGAGAGCUCGCUGUUGAUUCGUUUCAUCAGCGACGUCGUUUUUUUUUUUUUUUUUUUUAUCUACGUAAUCUUCCACGUUCCAUAGUGCAAAUGACACGAAAAUAACGACGGAUAAUAAAUAUACUCGCUUUCUAUUGAUUAUUUUAAUACACGUUCUUUUUUUUUUUUUUGUUAACAAUAUUUGUGAUACAACGUCAUGUGUCGAUACGAUAUUCAGAGAUAAAUAGAGGAGAUUAACGUGCUUGACAAACUUCGAAUUUCUUAUCAGCGCCAGUCUUUUAACUCGAUCCAACAAACACGACAGUGUGUUCGUUUCAUUCUUCUUUUCACUUUUCGUCUCGGUGAAUCAUUAGCUGUGCAAUAUUUUUCUCACAAAAUUAACGAAAGGAAGAGUUUUUCCAAUAAAUUUUUAAUUACGUGUGACUUCGUUUUUUUUUUUUACACAACAGUUUUAUUUGCCGAGACGAAAUUUAUUCGGAAAGGAGCGAUCGUCAUCAAAAAAUCGUCCUUCGCCUGAAGCCGUUCGCGGAUUUCGUUCGUCGAUUGUGAAAUUUUCUCCGCGGGCGUCGCGCAAUUUUGCGAACCCGAAACUCUCGGCUCGAAACCCGCACCCGUCUCUCGCGGGGUUCAACGUUCCUGAAAUAGUGGGUGUGUCGUGUUUACCGGGCGAUGGAGACGACGCGGUGCGCGCAAGUAUCCGAAGAGGAGAACCUGUACCAGGUGUACAAUCACGAGAAAGCGACCAGUAACCUCGUUACUCUCGACGCGCUGCUGGCGGACUUGCAGAACACCGUGUCGUCGGAAGGAAGUCACAUCGGCGGCAAUGCGACACCCGGUUACGGAUCGCUGAACGGAGCACGCACCCACACGGUUAACGCGUACAGAUCCUACGACAGUCGAACUUCACCACUGCCGCCGCAAUCGCCUACUUAUCAAAACCGCGAGGCGAUAGAAGAGACCAUCAGUAAAACCGGAAGCGCGUCCUACCCUCAGGCCGGCACCGGGAGCAAAAUGCCCUCCCUCAAUAAUAAUCUUUCCGAACUGGACACCCUUCUGCAAGACCUCAGCAACGCGCGCUAUAACGCCCACUACCAAGAUAGAGACAGCCGCGUGUCCGCCGCAGGAAUAAACGGGGGUGCGACCAGUCCUACGCUCCGUUCCCCAAGUAGUAUGUCGACCUCUCGACCAACUGUCGAUUCGUUACUCGAAGAACUAAGCACCGCCGUGCCUAACGGAGACUACCCAGCCGACGGAAAGGUGAGAGUCACCAUACAGGAGACGUCCACGGAGAUACAGCCGGUCUAUGACGGUUAUCCCUCCAGCCAGCACGGCUCGCUUAACCGAAGUGAGGUUCAGAGAAGCUAUCCUAACGGUCAUACCGCGAGUAACGCUACCAAGGAGCUGGACGACCUAAUGGCUUCGCUUUCCGAAUUCAAGAUCAACAGCGGCACUCAUCAGCAUCAGACGGUGACCGAUUCUCCGUACGCGAAGCCCAACAAGGCCACCAAGAGCUCGCAGAGCCCGCUGCCCGGUGCCGAGGGCACGCAGACUCGCGUCCAUAUUACCGAGACUCAUACGACUCAUCUGUAUCAGUCGGGAGAGAACCAGCCAAUCAAACAGAAUCAGUUAGAUUCUAUGCUCGGCAACCUUCACGCCGACAUGAGUCGCCAAGGUGUCAACACAACGCAAAAGGGAUGCUGCAGUGCCUGCGAGAAACCCAUCGUGGGACAGGUGAUCACGGCUUUGGGCAAGACGUGGCAUCCGGAACACUUCACGUGCACCCACUGCAACCAGGAGCUUGGCACGCGGAAUUUCUUCGAGCGGGAGGGCCACCCUUACUGCGAGACGGACUAUCAUAACUUGUUCUCGCCUCGUUGCGCUUAUUGCAACGGACCCAUUCUCGAUAAAUGCGUGACGGCUCUGGAAAAGACUUGGCACACGGAGCACUUCUUCUGCGCCCAGUGUGGCAAGCAGUUCGGCGAGGAAGGCUUCCACGAACGGGACGGCAAGCCGUAUUGCCGCGAGGAUUAUUUUGAUAUGUUCGCCCCAAAAUGCGGCGGUUGCAAUCGAGCCAUUAUGGAGAAUUAUAUAUCCGCGCUUAAUAGCCAGUGGCAUCCGGACUGCUUCGUCUGCAGGGACUGCAGACAAAAAUUCCAGGGCGGUUCCUUCUUCGAUCAUGAGGGAUUGCCGUAUUGCGAGACGCACUAUCACGCCAAAAGAGGAUCCCUGUGCGCGGGAUGUCACAAGCCCAUUACUGGUCGUUGCAUAACGGCGAUGUUCCGGAAAUUCCACCCCGAGCACUUUGUGUGUGCAUUUUGUUUGAAGCAGCUGAACAAGGGCACAUUCAAAGAGCAAAACGAUAAACCUUACUGCCAUGGCUGCUUCGAUAAACUCUUUGGAUAAAUAAUUGAAAAACAAAAAAGAUUGUCUUCGAAUUACAUAGACUUUGUAAGAUAAUAUGACGAAAUGGAGAGUCUGUUACGCGCUCUCGGUUUUUAAUUACUCUUGACGCAAUACGUAAAAGUAUUUUUUUUUUUUUUGCUUCUAUCGUUUAUGGGCAAAUUCAUCGAUUGAUCAAUCAGUCAAUUAAAAUAUCUCGCCCUAUAUAAAAAGCACGAGACGUGACUUACACAUUGCCUACAAAUUAAUCUCUCUCUCUCUCUCUUUUCGAGUUUCCAUUUGUUUUUUUUUAUAAAUAUUGAUUUUUUUGAAUGGUGCAAUUGAAUAUGCGUAUAAAUCGCGACGAGACUCAAGUUUGAUGUCAGAUUUUAAUUAAUAUAUUGUGAAAUAUGGUUAUCUUUUAAUCACAUCAUUUCCCUUGUUAAUGUUGAGUUUUAACAAACAUUUUUAGCUCGACAAUUGUCAGAAUAUAAUUUACCGUUUAUAAACACUGCGCGGAGCUUUCUGAUGGUCGUUGAACAAAUCUGAAGUAAAAAACUCUAUAUUUUUUUUUAUGUUAUAUGAAUGUUUUUAUAUAGAUAUAUAUAAAAAAAUAUGGUAAAUAUAGUGCAUUUUUUAGACUUAUUCGAAUUCGUAAAAUGCCAUUUUUUAAAAGGAUUGAUAGAAAGGUUGUCUCUGAAAACUUUUGACAAAGCCGAAGUGUGAAAAUUAUAGAUUGGGUCGAUCUGAAAAGUCAUUUGUCAUUUUGUGUAAAAUUUGCAUUAAUUAAUGGAUGAAAUUAUUUAUUGAUCAAUGAAUACGAGCCAUAAUGAGCGCGAGUGGGAAACGAUAUGACUCUGUAGUGCGUGCCUAUGAUUUUCAAAUGUGAAGAUCAGCUGAUCGUAAGAAGCUGUAUCACAAAGCCCCGCUCGCUUGUUGCGCUCGGUCUCUCGGUUGUUGAAGAAAAUUGCACGAGCUGCAAAUCAUUUUUUCUCUGUAAUUGCAAAAUCAAUCUAUUUUCACAUUUCGACUGUAUUAAAAUUUUUCAGACACCCUGUAUAUAUUAGUUGAACACUGCUAAUAAAUUUGUAUAUUAACAGGUGUAUCUAAUAAACGCACAUCCCGUACUCGAACAAGUAUUUACAUGUACUACCGAAUUUUCACUGUUAUUUAAAAUAUAACGAAAGCUCAUCCCGCGCGUUAACCCUCUAUGGGCCCAUGUAACUUUCAAGUCACAAGCUAAUAUAUCCACAUUUUAUCAAAUAGUUUUAGUUUUUUUCACAAGAUGAUGUAUAUACGUCUUAAUUAUAUAAUGCCUCUGAAAUAACCAAUAACAAUAUUUGAUAACGGUUGGCAGCACCAUCAACCUGAAAUGUCAAAAUAAAUACCUUGCAAGUUAUAUUUAAGAAAAAAAUUCGGCCCAUAGAGGGUUAAUAU
This is a messenger RNA of Pseudomyrmex gracilis, 4085 nucleotides long. It is a transcript of the gene Pax, whose product is annotated as leupaxin. The record is from RefSeq and is a predicted model, not a curated record. The transcript has 10 exons. Lineage: Eukaryota; Metazoa; Arthropoda; Insecta; Hymenoptera; Formicidae. The coding region runs from base 939 to 2672 and encodes 577 amino acids.